Messenger RNA from Gilbertella persicaria, 808 nucleotides. RefSeq lists its product as uncharacterized. The transcript has a single exon. Gene Ontology annotation, molecular function: protein binding. The coding region runs from base 340 to 789 and encodes 149 amino acids. NCBI's taxonomy places the organism in Eukaryota, Fungi, Mucoromycota, Mucoromycetes, Mucorales, Choanephoraceae. The record is from RefSeq and is a predicted model, not a curated record.
UUUUUAUUAAAUAAAAUUUUAUUUCUUUAUUUUAUUUUAUUUAUUAUGGCAAUUAUAGAAGAAAUCAUUCAGGAUAAACCAGGUAUGUUUCUGUUGUUCUCUCUAUUUCACAUGCACUCAUUUCAUGAGAUAGUAGAAGCAGAUCAAGAUGGAGAUGUCUUUUAUGACAGUACAGACUAUCAGACAGAAGAACUACAAGUAAGACACACGUAGAAAAUGCAUCUGAUAAAACUCGAUUAGCAACUAUUGAAAGAAGCAGCUGAAUACAAGUCCAAAGGCAACACAUUGUUUGCUCAAGCAGAAUACAAAAAAGCCAUUGAAGAAUACGAAAACGCGCUCAUGACUUGUCCUGCUUCUCAAAACAAAGAGCGUGCUGUUUACUUUGGUAAUAUCGCAGCAUGUCAUCUCAAGCUAGAAGCCUAUAAGGAUGCACGUGACAUGUGCACCCAAUCACUCCAAUUGGAUCCACACUAUCUAAAAGCCUUACUUCGUCGUGCUCAAGCCAAUGAGAAACUAGGGACAUCCAGUGCUUUAUCAGACGCAUUAACAGACUAUCAAAAACUAAGCGCCAUGGCUACUGACACCUAUACCCUUCAAGCAUGUAAAAGAGCACAACAAACACUCCCUUCUCGUAUUCAACAAAAAGCAGAACAAGAAAAAGAAGAAAUGAUGAGCAAACUAAAGGAUUUAGGCAAUACCUUGUUGGGUAAAUUUGGUUUAUCUACCGAUAAUUUUCAAUUUACGCCUGAUGCUAAAGGUGGUUACAGCAUGAAUUUUGUAAAUAAAUGAAGAUUUAUUAUUAUUAAAG